CAUGAUCAUUCCAUCGUCCCCAAUGGUCAGUCGCCGGAGAGAGAGACAAAAAAUCUGCGGAACACUGUUAUCCGUAUUAUGUGAAUCGACCGUUGUAUCUAUGUAUCACGAUGAUUCGUCCGGCCAGGCUUUUCUCGUCGAGUUACCCUUACGGACACUCACAGCAGCGGUGGAUCUUCACCUCGAGGCAGCUCGAUGGGUCGUGGAAGGACAAGAUCAAAGGGGUUUUCACCGGCCAAAAGUCUGCCGCCGCCGCCCCUGCGGCUGGUCCUUCCCAGUCCACCGAGGACUCUUCCCAGUCCUUCACCCUCCUCCGGUUUGCGGAUGAAAUGAAGAAUGCGAGGAAGUUGGGAACCUUCAAGCAGCAUAUAGUCGGGCGAAGCAGCGAAGCCACCUUCGCCGACGCAUUCGAAAAGCAGGAGGCCAUUAUCCGGUAUCUUGGAGGUUUUGAUCCUACUGGACAGGAUCUCCAAAGUAGCCAAAAGCAGGAAACAGCAAAGCAUUGUAACUGCACACUCAUUGAUGUUGAGAACGCCUUGGCAAAGUUUACUUGGGCUAAAGAAGCGCACAUGAAAAUUGAGAAGUUAAAGGAAGAAGGGAAGCCAAUGCCAAAGAGCUUAGCAGAGGUUCAAAAGCUAAUGGGUUCAACACCACUGGAUCUUGCCCGAUCGAAUUUGGCUAAAAGUGGGCAAAUAAGUAGAAAUGCACCCUGCCCGUGUGGUUCCAACAAGAGAUACAAAAGGUGCUGUGGGAAGGAUUGACGAGAUUGAAGUAGGAGCAGACAUAUUGGAAUCAUCAAUAGAACCAAAUUUUGAAGUCCAUCACUGGAUGUACGAGUGAUGAACCCUUCAAAGGAAGCGGAAUAGAUUUGAAAUUCCAGGAAGGUUUUUUGGCGGCUGUUGCCUGGUGCUUGUGUUUUGGUCAUUGGUGGUGAGUUUGACAAUUGCUUAUCAAUCUUGCCAGUGAUUUUGAGAUUGAAUAGACUCAAUUAAAUCAAUUUGCAAAAGCCCUGUGGCGGCUUAUCUUUUCUUCUUCCA
This is a messenger RNA of Diospyros lotus (date-plum), 1037 nucleotides long. RefSeq lists its product as uncharacterized. The coding region runs from base 111 to 761 and encodes 216 amino acids. Lineage: Eukaryota; Viridiplantae; Streptophyta; Magnoliopsida; Ericales; Ebenaceae. The transcript has 5 exons. The record is from RefSeq and is a predicted model, not a curated record.